Messenger RNA from Castor canadensis (American beaver), 1556 nucleotides. Its product is annotated as 3-ketoacyl-CoA thiolase A, peroxisomal. Gene Ontology annotation, cellular component: peroxisome. Gene Ontology annotation, biological process: fatty acid beta-oxidation; phenylacetate catabolic process. NCBI's taxonomy places the organism in Eukaryota, Metazoa, Chordata, Mammalia, Rodentia, Castoridae. The record is from RefSeq and is a predicted model, not a curated record. Gene Ontology annotation, molecular function: acetyl-CoA C-acyltransferase activity.
AUGUGGAGACUGAAGGUAGUGCUAAGUCACCUGGACGGCCGGCUCAAGUCGGACCCGGCACUGCAGGUCGCGCCCUGCUCCAGUGGCUUCCCGCAGGCCUCGGCCGCGGACGUGGUGGUGGUGCACGGGCGGCGCACCGCCAUCUGCAAGGCCGGCCGCGGUGGCUUCAAGGACACGACCCCCGACGAGCUUCUGUCGGCGGUGUUGACCGCGGUUCUCCAGGAUGUGAAGCUGAGGCCGGAGCAGCUGGGGGACAUCUCCGUGGGCAAUGUGCUUCAGCCUGGGGCUGGGGCCAUCAUGGCCAGGAUCGCCCAGUUUCUGAGUGGCAUCCCAGAGACUGUGCCUUUGUCCACUGUUAAUAGACAGUGUUCAUCAGGGUUGCAAGCAGUGGCCAACAUAGCUGGUGGCAUCAGAAAUGGGUCUUAUGACAUUGGCAUGGCCUGUGGGGUGGAGUCCAUGUCCCUAUCUGGUAGAAUGAACCCUGGAAACAUUACUUCCCGUGCGAUGGAAAAUAAGAAGGCCAGAGACUGCCUGACCCCUAUGGGGAUAACCUCAGAGAAUGUGGCUGAACAGUUUGGCAUUUCAAGAGAGAAGCAGGACACUUUUGCAUUGGCCUCCCAACAGAAGGCCGCAAGAGCCCAGAGCAGGGGCUGUUUCCGCACUGAGAUUGUGCCUGUGACCACCACCAUCCUCGAUGACAAGGGCACCAAGAGGAGCAUCACCGUGUCCCAGGAUGAGGGUAUCCGCCCUAGCACCACCAUGGAGGGCCUGGCCAAGCUGAAGCCUGCCUUCAAGGAUGGCGGCUCUACCACAGCUGGGAAUUCUAGCCAGGUGAGUGAUGGGGCAGCAGCCGUCUUGCUGGCCAGGAGGUCCAAGGCCAAAGAGUUGGGCCUCCCUAUCCUUGGCGUCCUGAGGUCCUAUGCCGUGGUUGGGGUCCCACCUGAUGUGAUGGGCAUCGGACCUGCCUAUGCCAUCCCUGUAGCUUUGCAAAAAGCAGGGUUGACAGUGAAUGAUGUGGACAUCUUUGAGAUCAACGAGGCCUUUGCAAGCCAGGCAGUCUACUGUGUGGAGAAGCUAGGAAUCCCCCUGGAGAAGGUGAACCCCCUAGGGGGUGCAGUGGCUCUGGGCCACCCCCUGGGCUGCACUGGGGCGCGACAGGUCAUCACACUGCUCAACGAGCUGAAGCGCCGCGGGAAGAGGGCAUAUGGAGUGGUAUCCAUGUGCAUCGGAACUGGAAUGGGAGCCGCUGCUGUCUUCGAAUACCCUGGGAACUGAGGUCCUGCUGGAGGUGCUGCCCAGACAGCCCUGCUUUGGUACCAGACAGGGACAUUACAGAAUCAUCCACAUGGGACAUCCAGCACCUGUGGUGGUACAGGUGGACAAAUCAAGGGACUUUACCUUAGAAAAUGUGAACACAGAUGACACAGUCCGGGAGCGGAUGGGGUAUUGGGCCACCCCCACAGUCCCCUGUAGCUGAGCCAAAGUUGGUGUGGGUCAUCCAGGCCUGAGGGCCAUCAUGUAGGUCUUGGGGGGAUGGUGACUUUUGGACAGGGUAC